GGUGCCCUAAUCCCGGCUGCUUCUCGGAGGAGAUAUCCGGCGAGAGAUUGAGCUGAAGAGUGUAUAUAAAGUGAGAGAGUUAGUAUUUUAGCGGCCGGUUGUUCGAAAACGAGAGAUGGCCGGAUUAACGAGAACAGCCGGGGCUUUUUCGGUAACUCCGCAUAAGAUCUCCGUUUGCAUUCUCCUGGAGAUAUACGCACCUUCUGCUCAGUAUCUUUCCUACCCUUUCCAUUCCGUUUCUGAGCACAACCGCCUCGGCCUCUACUUGCUCUCUCUCACUAAGUCUUGCGAUGAUAUAUUCGAGCCGACUCUGGAAGAGCUCUUGCACCAGUUGAGGGGAAUUGGUGGAAGCAUGGAUGCCUGGCUAACUGGCCAAUUAAUUAAAAGAUUUUCCUCUUUGUCUUCACCAGAUGAUCUUAUGACUUUUUUCAAUGAGAUUCGAGGAAUUCUUGGGAACGGUUUCGUGCAAGAUGAUCAGAUUAUUUUGGAUCCCAACAGCAACUUGGGAAUGUUUGUUCGUCGUUGCAUUUUGGCAUUUAACCUUUUAUCGUUCGAGGGUGUUUGUCAUCUUUUUUCGAGCAUUGAAGUUUACUGCAAAGAAGAAUUAUGUUACUCUGCUCAGUAUGGUGCAUCUGAUAAAAAUCUGGAGUCAUUAACACAAUAUGAUCAGAUGGAUAUGGAGUAUGUGAUGGAUAAAGCAACCGAAAAACUAGAGCUACAGAAAAAUGCUUGUGGAAGUCUCCCUUUUCACCUUCAUACACCGGAAGCACUUUUCAAAGUGACAGAAGGUUUGCUAAUUACUAGGAAGGAAAAAUUAAGAACCAGCAAGAAAACUACAGAGGCUACCCCAGUUGCCUGUUCGUCAUCAAGUACAGUUGAGGAUACGCUGGCUGAUGAGUCAUUAUUCCUUCGGACAAAUUUGCAGAUUCAAGGGUUUUUGAUGGAGCAGGCUAAUAAAAUUGAAAUCCAUGGGAGUUCAUUCUCUUCAAGUCCGAUUGAAAGUUUCCUUGAGCAGCUCCAGAAUUUAGCCCCUGAGUUGCAUCGUGUUCACUUUUUGCGUUACUUAAAUAAACUUCACAGCGAUGACUAUUUUUCUGCUUUGGAUAAUCUCCUCCGUUACUUUGAUUACAGCAUGUAUGGAAGAUACGAGAUUGCUUUACUAUGUUUGGGAAUGAUGCAUUUCCGCUUUGGACAUCCUAAUCUGGCUCUAGAGGUUUUAACUGAAGCUGUGCGUGUAUCGCAGCAGCUUAGUAAUGAUACGUGUCUAGCCUAUACACUAGCAGCAAUGAGCAACUUGCUAUCAGAAAUGGGCAUUGCAAGUACCACCAGUGUUCUCGGAUCCUCGUACUCACCUGUCACUAGCACUGCGUCUUCAUUAUCUGUACAACAAAGGGUGUAUAUACUUUUGAAAGAGUCUUUGAGGAGAGCUGACAGUUUAAAGUUAAGACGCUUAGUGGCUUCUAAUCAUCUUGCGAUGGCUAAAUUUGAGUUGAUGCAUGUGCAAAGGCCUCUACUGUCGUUUGGUCCCAAAGCUUCUAUUCGUCACAAAACUUGUCCAGUUAGUGUCUGCAAGGAGAUAAGACUAGGUGCACACCUAAUUAGCGACUUUUCUUCUGAAAACUCUACAAUGACAGUUGAUGGUUCUCUAAGCACAAUCUGGCUUAAAAACUUGCAAAAACGGUGGGGUCAAGAUAUGUUUUCCCACGACUCUGGUUCUAGGAAGAGUUCGAUUUUUUUCCAGUUCUAUGAUCGUUUGGUCUCGAUUCCGGGAUCUGUAUCACAAUUAAUAGGUGCUUCAUAUUUACUUCGGGCUACUUCAUGGGAGUUAUUCGGCAGCGCUCCAAUGGCUCGGAUGAAUACCUUGGUGUAUGCAACUUUAUUUGGUGACUCAUCGAGUUCAUCUGAUGCAGAGUUAGCAUACUUGAAGCUCAUUCAACAUUUGGCACUAUAUAAGGGAUACAAAGAUGCCUUCGCUGCUCUAAAGAUUGCGGAGGAAAAGUUCUUAACCGUAUCAAAAUCAAAAAUGUUGUUGCUCAAGUUGCAGCUACUACAUGAACAUGCCUUGCAUCGUGGGAAUCUAAAACUAGCUCAACGAAUGUGCAAUGAGCUAGGAGGCCUGGCAUCAACCACCAUGGGUGUAGACAUGGAGCUGAAAGUAGAAGCAAGUCUUCGUGAAGCUAGGACGUUGCUUGCAGCAAAACAGUAUAGCCAGGCGGCAAAUGUGGCACACUCCCUCUUCUGCACGUGCCACAAAUUCAAUUUGCAAAUCGAAAAGGCGUCUGUUCUUCUUCUGCUUGCAGAGAUCCAUAAGAAGUCAGGAAAUGCAGUCCUGGGUCUUCCAUAUGCGCUGGCAAGCAUCUCGUUUUGCCAGUCAUUCAACUUGGAUCUUCUCAAAGCAUCGGCUACUCUCACGCUUGCUGAACUGUGGCUCGGUCUCGGAUCAAAUCAUGCCAAACGGGCACUAGACCUUUUGCAUGGGGCAUUCCCUAUGAUUCUUGGCCAUGGAGGACUGGAGUUGCGUGCUCGAGCAUACAUCUUUGAAGCAAACUGCUAUCUGUCUGAUCCAAGCUUUUCAGUUUCCACAGAUUCUGAGACUGUCCUGGAUUCUCUAAGACAAGCUUCAGAUGAGCUUGAGGCAUUGGAGUACCAUGAACUGGCAGCUGAAGCUUUGUACUUAAUUUCGAUGGUAUACGACAAGCUGGGACAACUCGAAAAGAGGGAAGAAGCUGCGGCUUUGUUUAAGAUGCAUAUAUUAGCUCUGGAGAACCCUCAAGACGUGGAACCGAACAUGGCAUGAGAAUUUGUGACCUAAACUAAUAAGCUUAUUUUGCAAAGCUUGUAACUUAAGUCGUAACAUGUUCCUUAAGACUCGUUGUCGAUGAUGUGUAGCUUUCCUUCAUGAUAGAGAGUAUGUAACUUAUGUAGCAGAGUGAAGAGGUCGUCGAGGUGAUUUGACCAAUUUUCGUAUGUGAAACCAUGACAUAAUUUAGCUUUCUCUGUGUGAAAAAAGAAACAAGAUUAUAGAAAUUU
This is a messenger RNA of Eutrema salsugineum, 3030 nucleotides long. RefSeq names its product anaphase-promoting complex subunit 5. NCBI's taxonomy places the organism in Eukaryota, Viridiplantae, Streptophyta, Magnoliopsida, Brassicales, Brassicaceae. Gene Ontology annotation, cellular component: anaphase-promoting complex. The transcript is spliced from 20 exons. The record is from RefSeq and is a predicted model, not a curated record. Bases 116 to 2797 code for a protein of 893 amino acids. Gene Ontology annotation, biological process: positive regulation of mitotic metaphase/anaphase transition; anaphase-promoting complex-dependent catabolic process; protein K11-linked ubiquitination.